Molecule: messenger RNA, 2971 nt
Organism: Crotalus tigris (Tiger rattlesnake)
Lineage: Eukaryota; Metazoa; Chordata; Lepidosauria; Squamata; Viperidae
Gene: DYNC1I1
Product: dynein cytoplasmic 1 intermediate chain 1
Exons: 17
Coding region: 202-2109 (635 amino acids)
Biological process (GO): transport along microtubule
Cellular component (GO): cytoplasmic dynein complex
Molecular function (GO): dynein heavy chain binding; dynein light chain binding
Source: RefSeq, a predicted model, not a curated record
GCACAUUUCUAGAAGAGGCGAUCGUCGCAGCAGCAGCAGCUACCAGAAUUUCUGCUAUCGGUGGCAAAGAGAAGCCAACCGAGCAUCUUCCCAGCGGUAACAACUGGUACCACCUAGCCCGCAGUCUCCCCCUGCUCGCUCUCUAGAAGCUGCCUAAAGCAGCAAGACAGCCUAGGAUAAAUCCUUGCGCAAGUAAUCAUCAUGUCAGACAAGAGUGACUUAAAAGCAGAACUGGAACGUAAAAAACAGAGAUUGGCUCAAAUAAGAGAGGAAAAGAAACGGAAAGAAGAAGAAAGGAAAAAGAAAGAGGUGUGUGUGAUGUCUGUUAAGGCGGAUUCUCAGCAGAAGAAGGAACCACCCCCGGAAGAUUCUGAUUUGGAUCGCAAGAGAAGAGAAACUGAAGCUUUACUGCAAAGCAUUGGGAUUUCCCCAGAACCUCCUCUAGUCCCAACCCCUAUGUCUCCCUCUCCGAAAUCAGUGAGCACCCCCAGUGAAGCUGGAAGUCAAGAUUCGGGAGACUUAGGACCUAUAGGAAGGACCCUGCAGUGGGACACAGACCCUUCAGUGCUCCAGCUUCAGUCUGACUCUGAACUUGGCCGCCGUUUACACAAGCUUGGAAUCUCCAAGAUCACCCAGGUGGACUUUUUGCCCCGGGAAGUGGUAUCCUAUUCCAAGGAGACUCAGACACCGUUGGAUACUCAUCGCUCUGAAGAGGAUGAGGAAGAUGAUGAAUUGGUGGAACUGAAAGCUCAGAAUGAUGCUGAGAUAGAAACUCAAGAAAAGACACAAGAUGUGAAGGAAGCUCCUCCUAGAGAAUUGACAGAGGAAGAAAAGCAACAGAUUCUACAUUCAGAAGAAUUCCUUAUAUUUUUUGACCGGACAAUACGUGUGAUUGAGCGAGCUCUAGCAGAAGAUUCGGACAUUUUCUUUGAUUACAGUGGCCGGGAUAUAGAGGAAAAAGAUAGUGAUGUCCAAGCUGGAGCCAACCUUUCCUUCAGCCGACAGUUUUAUGAUGAGCAUUGGUCUAAGCAUCGUGUUGUCACUUGUAUGGAUUGGUCCCUUCAGUAUCCUGAGUUGAUGGUUGCUUCAUAUAACAAUAAUGAAGAUGCUCCACAUGAACCUGAUGGGGUGGCCUUGGUCUGGAACAUGAAAUUCAAAAAAACAACUCCUGAGUAUGUUUUUCACUGCCAGUCUUCUGUGAUGUCGGUCUGUUUUGCCCGCUUUCAUCCAAACCUAGUUGUUGGAGGAACCUAUUCCGGCCAAAUUGUGCUGUGGGAUAAUCGUAGCCACAGGAGGACACCAGUUCAGCGUACACCUCUUUCUGCAGCUGCGCAUACGCACCCGGUCUACUGUGUAAAUGUCGUUGGAACACAGAACGCUCACAAUCUCAUUACCGUUUCUACAGAUGGCAAAAUGUGUUCUUGGAGUUUGGAUAUGCUUUCAACUCCACAGGAGAGUAUGGAACUAGUAUAUAAUAAAUCCAAGCCAGUGGCAGUUACUGGAAUGGCUUUCCCAACUGGAGAUGUUAACAACUUUGUAGUUGGAAGUGAAGAAGGCACUGUCUACACAGCUUGUCGCCAUGGAAGUAAAGCAGGAAUUGGAGAAGUUUUUGAAGCUCACCAGGGCCCAGUAACAGGAAUCAACUGCCACAUGGCAGUGGGUCCAAUUGAUUUCUCUCAUCUGUUUGUUACAUCAUCAUUUGAUUGGACUGUCAAAUUGUGGACCACAAAGCACAACAAGCCGCUCUAUUCCUUUGAAGACAAUGCCGACUAUGUCUACGACGUCAUGUGGUCUCCUGUGCACCCCGCGCUCUUCGCCUGCGUCGACGGGAUGGGCCGAUUGGAUCUCUGGAACCUGAAUAAUGACACCGAGGUUCCAACAGCUAGUGUGACCAUUGAAGGAACUUCUGCUCUCAAUCGUGUCCGUUGGAGCCAGGCUGGGAAAGAAGUAGCAGUCGGCGACUCUGAAGGACGAAUCUGGAUCUAUGAUGUUGGAGAGCUUGCUGUGCCUCACAGUGAUGAAUGGACUCGCUUUGCACGCACUUUGGUAGAGAUCCGGGCCAACAGAGCUGACAGUGAAGAAGAAGGCACCAUGGAAAUAGCUGCUUAGAAGGAAGCCUAGUUCUUCCCUCCUAUCUGUUGAUGAAAUUUUCAUUGAGCAUUAGUUCAGUACACUGUUGCUAGCAGUGUUUCUGCCAGCAUUACUCAUCAGAUUCUUUCCUACUAAUCAUGCUGUGCGUAGUAGCCUGGAAGUAUUCAAAUAAUUUCAUCUCGUUUCUUCUAGCAAAAGUUAUAAAUAAGAAAAAAAGAAACACAAGAAGGUUUGUUGCUGCCUAGUUGAUUAGUAAUUGCAAUAAGCAGUUAAAAAACUCCUAGGUAAACUUGGGCUCACAACCUUUUUUGGGGGGGGGGCAGUCCAGGUAAAUCUAUAUGAAGUCAGAUUAUGAUUGGAUGCAGAUGUGAUGUGCUUUGUGACCUAGGACUGGGCCAAAGAUUUUAGAUGUGGUGUUUCACAUGGUGACUUAAAUAAUGAAUGAAUUAUGUACUGUAUCAAUACUAUAUAAAUAGGGCUAAUCAUUACUGGUUGCGGUCUGCAUGGAACAUAUUUAUUUGAAAGCAGUAAAGCAUGUGUAUAAUGAAUCAACAUGCAUUGCCUUCCCAUGCAUGCUGGAAUAAUCUUGAAUUCCAAAAUAACAAUUACAGGCAAUCACUUUGUAAUAAAAUGGUAUUUGUAAUAGGCUGAAUAAAUCAAACUUUAAAAAUACUUGUGAUUUCCUGGCAGUUAAAUAUUUCAUGUUGGACACAGAAAUUUGUUACAAAUCAAUAGUAACCAUCUGAAUUGGGCUGCAAUUGCUGUUACUACUAAGUCAAUGUUGCAAAGUGUGCUGUAGCUAUGUGUUACUGUUUUUGUAUUAAACUUAUCUCUAACAGUAAAUGAGAGUAUUUGAAUAAAGAGGCUUAUAUAGUUGUAA